Molecule: messenger RNA, 2844 nt
Organism: Bipolaris sorokiniana ND90Pr
Lineage: Eukaryota; Fungi; Ascomycota; Dothideomycetes; Pleosporales; Pleosporaceae
Exons: 1
Cellular component (GO): kinesin complex
Molecular function (GO): ADP binding; protein binding; ATP hydrolysis activity
Source: RefSeq, a predicted model, not a curated record
AUGCGACUCCUUCAUUUUAACGCGUUGAGCAAGCUCGUCCUAACAGACUUUCACGGCAAACGCAUUCCACCCUACGCUAUCCUAUCGCACAGAUGGAGCGACUCGGAGAUCCUCAUCGAAGAUAUAACGAGCGAGACAUAUAGAGAGAAAGAAGAAAGCUAUAAGAAGCUUAUGUUUUGCGCCAGACAGGCGGCACAGGACGAGCUGCAGUACUUUUGGAUCGACACAUGCUGCAUCAACAGAUGGAACAACAACGAGCGCUCAAGGGCUAUUAACUCCAUGUUUGAGUGGUACAAAAAUGCGACGCGAUGCUACGUCUUUCUGUCAGAUGUGUUGGUAUCAACAGAGCCAGUGCAGCGUGGCGACUGGGAGGCGUCGUUCUAUGCAAGUGCGUGGUUCACUCGGGGGUGGACACUGCAAGAGCUGAUUGCACCAGCAUCAGUGGAGUUCUUUUCGCGCGAAGGACUGCGCAUAGGCGAUAAAACAUCGCUCGAUCAACUACUCCACACUAUUACUAGUAUUCCGCUUGCAGCGCUGCGCAACUGUCCCCUCGACCAGUUUAGCACAUCUGAGCGCAUGCAAUGGGCUAAAAAUCGCGUGACGACUGAGGAAGAGGAUAUAGUAUACUGCCUACUUGGACUUCUUAGCGUCUCUAUGCCUGCAACGUAUGGUGAAGGACAGGAGAGCGCAUUAGAAAGACUGCAGGCUGAGAUACAGGGAGUUGACAGCGCACCGUCCAUUAUUCCGUUCUCGCGUAACAAGUCUUUUAUGGGCCGCGAACCACAGCUCGCGGAGCUAGAGGCGAAGCUCUUCAGCAACAAGCAAAGCACUACCACCCUAGCGAUCGUUGGGCCUGGCGGAAUGGGCAAGUCACAGCUUGCGCUCGAGGUUGCACACAGAGCAAGGCGGCACAACACAGAUUGCGCGGUGUUCUGGAUAGAUGCGAGCCAUAAAGACAGCCUCUACCAGUCGUAUGCAAGCGUUGCGCAGAAGCUCAGUAUCCCUAGAUGGAAUAGUGAUCUAGCAGAUAUGAAGCAGGUCAUAAAGCACUGUGUAGCAGAGCUGAGUGAGCGGCAGUGUUUGCUAGUCUUCGACAAUGUAGAUGACAUCACUCUACUAUCUAGCAGCUCGUCAACGGUAGAUUCGACAGGCUCAGCUAACUACCUACCACAGUCCACACGAUGUUCUGUAAUCUUCACAACAACAAGCACUGAAAUAGCUAAGACGCUUGCUCUGCAAAAUGUCAUAGCGCUACAUGAGCUAACGCCAGACACGGCGUUAAGAAUGCUUCAAAACAGUUUGUUGAGACCACUCUUACCUACUGAGCAACAACAAUCAGCCCUCUUACUUAGAGAGCUGUUAUACCUGCCUAUAGCAGUUGUGCAGGCGGCUGCAUGCAUGAACGCUAGUGACAUGACAGUGCAGGAGUACGCAUCACAGCUAGAUAAGCACAAAAGCAUCGUUCAAGAGUAUAUCGACAAGUUGCCCAAGCAUAGAUCGCACCACUCAAGUCUAAGCAGCCCAGUUACUACCACAUUAUUUCUAUCUAUUAGCCAACUUCGCUAUAGAAACUCGAUGGCUAUAGACUAUCUUUCCCUUGCUGCAUGUCUAGAUCGAAAAGACAUCUUGCUCGACCUUCUGGAGACACCAUCGCUGCGGGCCCGGGAAGAUGCUAUUAAGAUACUCAAUAAGUAUGCGCUUAUCACGAGGCGACCUGCCGAGUCAGCACUAGAAGUCCAUCAAUUAGUACAUGAAGCUCUACGUACUAGGCUACAGGCUCAGGGUCAGUUCCAAAAUUGGACCCAACGUGCCAUCACAAAGCUGGUUCAGGAGUUUCCAAACUUCGAUCACAGUAACAGAAGCAAAUGCAGGCGCUUGCUACCACACGUGCAACACAUCCUGUCGCAUAGUCAGGCAGAAAACAUCGAUGGGGUAACACUAGUUCUUAAACAAAAAUGUGCCGCGAGCCUGUACAAUGAUGGCAAGUACCAGGAAGCUGAAGAGCUAGGGGAGCAAGUGAUGCAGGCAUACAAGAGGAUAUUUGGUGACGAGCAUCGGAUCACGCUAGCCAGCACGGCUAAUCUAGCGUCAGUAUACAUAAACCAAGGACGAUGGUGUGAGGCCGAAGAGCUACAGGUGCAAGUAACACAGACUCAAAGGAAAGUACUUGGCGACGAGCACCCAGACACGCUAACCAGUAUGGCCAAUCUGGCGUCGACGUAUAGAAAGCAAGGGCGGUGGAGUGAGGCCGAAGAGUUAGAGGUGCAAGUAAUGCAGACAAGCAAGAGAGUGCUUGGUGAUGAGCAUCCAGAAACGCUGACCAGCAUGGCUUACUUAGCGUCGACGUAUAGGAAGCAAGGGCGGUGGAGUGAGGCCGAAGAGUUAGAGGUGCAAGUGAUGCAGAGGAGCAAGAGAGUGCUUGGCGACGAGCAUCCAGAAACGUUGACUAGUAUGGCCAGCCUAGCGUCGACGUAUAGGAAGCAGGGGCGGUUGAGUGAGGCUGAAGAGCUAGAGGUGCAAGUGAUGCAGACGAGCAAGAGAGUGCUUGGCGACGAGCAUCCAGAAACGCUAAAUAGUAUACACAACCUAGCGUCGACGUAUAGCAAUCAAGGGCGAUGGGGCGAGGCUGAAGAGCUGGAGGUGCAAGUGAUACAGACGAGCAAGAGAGUGCUUGGCGAUGAGCAUCCAGAUACGCUGACUAGUAUGGCUAACCUGGCGUUGACGUACUCGAACCAAGGGCACUGGGGCAAGGCCGAAGAGCUAGAGGUACAAGUGAUGCAGACGAGCAAGAGAGUACUUGGUGACGAGCAUCCUUCCACGCUGACCAGCAUGGCCAACCUGGCG